Esox lucius (northern pike) is the source of this 1796-nucleotide messenger RNA. Its product is annotated as cathepsin L1. Gene Ontology annotation, molecular function: cysteine-type endopeptidase activity. Bases 110 to 1129 code for a protein of 339 amino acids. NCBI's taxonomy places the organism in Eukaryota, Metazoa, Chordata, Actinopteri, Esociformes, Esocidae. The transcript is spliced from 7 exons. Gene Ontology annotation, cellular component: lysosome. The record is from RefSeq and is a predicted model, not a curated record. Gene Ontology annotation, biological process: immune response.
CCAAUCAGCUACGACUUUCUGCCGCUAUAAUUGUGAUAUAAGCUGUAUAAAUUUCGUGCUCUCUGCAGUCUGGGUUUUUACUUCUUCAACGAGCCACGCUACAGCCGCCAUGUUGCCUCUCCUGACCGUGUUUACACUGUGUUUCUCCGCUGUCCUCUCGGCUCCCAGCCUGGAUCCACAGCUGGACGAACACUGGAACCUGUGGAAGAACUGGCACAGCAAGGACUAUCAUGAGAAGGAGGAGGGCUGGAGGAGGAUGGUUUGGGAGAAAAACCUCAAGAAGAUUGAGAUGCACAACCUGGAGCACUCCAUGGGCAAACAUACCUACCGUUUGGGCAUGAACCACUUUGGAGACAAGACCAACGAGGAGUUCCGUCAGCUGAUGAACGGGUACCGGCAAAAGGCUGCCAACCAGAGGAAGUUCAGGGGAUCCGUGUUCUUGGAGCCCAACUUCCUGGAGGCUCCCCGUCAGGUGGACUGGAGGGAGAAGGGGUAUGUUACCCCUGUUAAAGACCAGGGUCAGUGUGGGUCUUGUUGGGCCUUCAGCACCACAGGAGCCAUGGAGGGUCAAGUGUUCAGGAAGACCGGUACUCUGGUGUCCCUCAGUGAACAGAACCUUGUUGACUGCUCCCGUCCAGAGGGCAAUGAGGGCUGCAACGGUGGUCUGAUGGACCAGGCCUUCCAGUACAUCAAAGACAACAAUGGACUGGACUCUGAGGACUCCUACCCCUACCUGGGAACUGAUGAUCAGCCCUGCCACUAUGACCCCAAGUUCAGCGCCGCCAACGACACUGGCUUCGUAGACAUCCCCAGCGGCAAGGAGCACGCUCUGAUGAAGGCCGUGGCAUCGGUCGGGCCGGUGUCUGUUGCCAUCGAUGCUGGCCACGAGUCCUUCCAGUUCUACCAGUCAGGUAUUUACUACGACAAGGACUGCAGCAGCGAGGAGCUGGACCACGGCGUCUUGGUGGUCGGUUACGGUUUCCAGGGGGAAGAUGUGGAUGGGAAGAAGUACUGGAUUGUCAAGAACAGCUGGAGUGAGAACUGGGGAGACAAGGGUUAUAUCUACAUGGCCAAAGACCGGAAGAACCACUGUGGCAUCGCCACCGCAGCCAGCUACCCUCUGGUCUAGUGUGGACCGCACCAGCAUGCCUCUAGUCUAGUGUGGACCAGACCAGCAUGCCUCUGGAGGACUCUCAGCCACAUUCAGGAGCCCAACAUUGUUGCUCAUGGCAGAUAGAAUACAGUGAAUAGAGCCAGAAUCAUUCCUUCUAGCUUUUGAGGUACAUGUUUGUUCUACACAGUAUUUCUAUCUGAAUGUUCCUAAAUGUUGCUGAAUGCAGCCUGGGAGGGUGUUCUAACUCAGCAGCUUGUGAUGUUAUUGGUCCUAGAGGACACUGUUCAACAGCCUGAAGGAGUUUGUGUUCCAAACAGCUCUAUUCCCUUCAUUAUGCACUACCCUUUUGAUUUUAAUGCUGAACUGGCUCAGUGAGUACUAGUUGGGAUGGCCCUGGUUCCUGAAGUGGUUGAAUAGCCAAAAACCACAUUUUAGGGAGAUAUUGCCAUACUGUUAUGGCAAAACAUUUUACACCUCUGUUUUAAAAUAAUUUUCAGUGCGUUUUUAGUCAUUGUAAAUAUGUGAUUUUAAGUGUUUAGGUAUUUUUUUUCCCCCAGUUUGGUUGAUAUUGUACAAAUGGAUUUCUUUUUCUAUGAUCGAUUAAACUUGUGAAACUAAAAGCCCUUUUUCAUUGUCUGCAUGGCCUACAUAAACUGACAGCUGAUGUCAACCUCCAACUCCA